GUCUUUUCAACUUGAUUCAUUUCAGCAAGAUUCCACAACUUACAAGUUAUUUUUUGAGCUGGUGUUUCCACCUUAAUGCGACGUGAUAAAGAUGUAUGAGAGAAGAGUAAUUACGAAAUCUGAGUUUCACUAUAUGCGAGUUUCACUGGAUGUUCAGAAUCCAGCCAAAGCCCUCCCGGUGGAGCUGACCAAUGUCUACUUCAAACAAGCAGUUACUGCUGCACUGACUCGACUGUUUGGCGAUAUAGGUGGAGCCAUGGUAGCAGUCGAUGUGCUGAAAUACAAUGAGGGAGAUCGGUCAGCCAUACUUCGAGUACACAGCCACAAUCUGGUGAAGCUGUGGAGCGCCCUCACGCUGACUGACCGAUACAUGAGCCGCAAGUGUGCGUUCAGAGUGCACCAGGUCUCGCCGUAUCUGAUGGGGCUUGCAGUGAACAGCAGGGAAUACGAGCAUACCUGAGACGACCAAGCGCGUCAGCCGUGGAGUCUAGGAGGUGUGGGAAAUGCCGUGGGCUGCCGUGGCUGGGGAGAGGUGAGAUCGAUGCUUGUCAUGCUUACCUGCCAAUCACCAGGCUGACUGCCCAUGACCUGCUGCCAUCUAGUGGGAGUUUCUGAACUCAAUGCUUGGCUUUGCCAGCUAAAGGACGACAGAGGAGAAGAGAAGGGGGAGGAAGAAGAAGAAGAAGAGAAAGAAGAAGAGGAAGGAAAA
Molecule: messenger RNA, 709 nt
Organism: Priapulus caudatus
Lineage: Eukaryota; Metazoa; Priapulida; Priapulimorpha; Priapulimorphida; Priapulidae
Product: ribonuclease P protein subunit p14-like
Exons: 5
Coding region: 92-460 (122 amino acids)
Biological process (GO): tRNA 5'-leader removal
Cellular component (GO): ribonuclease P complex
Source: RefSeq, a predicted model, not a curated record